UGGUCUUGUUGGAUCUUGUUGGAUCUGUAACUUGUAACAUACCCAUUGUGGAUUUUACUCGUCUUUGUUCCUGUAUAAACAUACGCACAUAAUGCCACGCAGAUCAGAAAUAAACUACAGUUUAAUUUCUGCGGUUCGUGAUGGAGAUUUAAAAAGAGUACGCGAGUUAAUCAAUUCUUACGGUCUAUCUUAUUCACAAGCAUGGUCGGAAGGAUACGUUUUACUUCGUGAUGCUAUUGCAAAUGAACAUACAGAAAUUGCUAGACUACUUUUAAUGAAUGGUUCCAAAGUUAACAGUAAAAACAAGAAUCCCUCUGAUACUCCACUUCAUUUAGCUGUUAUGAAGGGUAACAGAGAAAUUGUUGAGAUGCUUCUAGAUAGAGGUGCUGAUGUUGAUGCUAGAAAUGUACACGGUUUGACUGCGCUGCAUGAUGCAGUUCAAACUGGAAAAGCGGCAAUUACUCAACUCCUUUUGAAUCGGGGAGCUUAUGCUGAUGCUGUAGACAAUUACGGUAAAAUUCCAAUUCAUGUUGCUGCUGGCAAUGGAUAUGUGCAGAUUGGUGAAGAUCUUCUAAAUCAUAGGGCUUAUAUUUAUUCUUUCAAAGUCGGGGAAGAGUAUACACCACUACAUUUUGCAUCUCAACGAGGUAGUGAAGAAGAUGUCAGAUUAUUAUUGAGUACAGGUGCUGAUGUUAAUGUUAAUGCGAAGGAUAAUUUAACGCCACUUCAUGUGGCCACUACAGCAGGUCAUGAAACAGUUGUAAAACUACUCCUGGAACAUGGGGCUAAGGUUGAUGCCCAGGAUAAGAAUGGCAAGACUACACUGUAUCUUGCUGUUGAAAAAGGAUAUUUACUGAUUGUUAAGGAUAUUUUGAAAUAUUGUCCUGAUAUUAAUAAUCAAAGCAACAGAAGCUCUCUUAAAGUCGCAGUAUACGAGUUUAGAAAAGAGAUCGUUGAGACUCUUCUUCAAUAUGGUUUUACUGUUGAUCCUAAAGAUAUAAAUAAUCCUGAAUUGCUGCAUACUGCUGUUGAGAAAGGAUAUUUGAAAAUUGUUGAAGACCUGUUGAAGUAUGGUGCUAAUGUUAAUAUGUUACACAGUUCGACGGAUAAAAAAGGUUUUACGCCUCUACAUAGUGCAGCCAACAACAAGCAAAAGGAAAUGGCCAAAUUAUUGAUAAACUAUGGAGCUAAUGUUAAUGCUAAAGAUGAAAGUGAAAAAACUCCAAUAUUUUAUGCUCUUGAAAACAUUGAUGCAAAAGUCACCAAACUACUUUUAACUAAUGGAGCUGGUAUAAAAGAUAGUCCUGAGUUACUAAAUAUUGCUGUUAAAAAGAAAUGCAAAAAAAUUGUUGAAAUUCUUUUACAACAUGAUGCUGAUAUUAACGCUAGUGAUAAGUAUGGAAGAACAGCCUUAUAUUUUACUGCUCUUGAUAAAGAGAGAGAAAUUGUUGCAUUGCUGCUAAGUAAGGGGGCUAAUGUUAAUGCUAAAACUAAAGAUGGAGAAACAACACUUCAAGCUGCUAUUAAGAAUGGAUGUACAAAAGUCGUUGAAGCUCUUUUGGAAUACAAUGCAGAUGUUAACUAUCUAGCAAAAGGUGAUAUGACACUGCUUCAUCUUUCUGCUAAGAAAGGCAAUGAGCUAAUUAGCAAAAUGCUUUUAAACAAAGGGCUCGACGUCAACGCUACACGAAAAGAUCGAAUGACUGCACUUCAUAUUGCUGCUGAAAACGGCCAUUCGCAAAUUGUUGAAAUUCUCUUGGAAUUUGGUGCUGCAGUUGACUUUAGAGAUGAGAAUGGUAGAACACCACUUCAUAUUGCUUCUACACAAGGACAUGCACAAGUUGUUAAUACUCUUCUAGAAUAUGGUUCUGACAUCAACAUAAGUCAAAAUGGUCAUGCACCACUUGAAUGUGCUAUGCUCAUUGCUCAAUACUUGCAUGAUAGAUCUAAUUUUCAACGUAAUAACUCUGAUUCUGAGAGUGAUUAUUAUGACGAAGUUGCUGAGAUCCUUAAACAGUACAUAGUUAAAGUAAAUACUGCAGGCUUAUACGUAAGUGCAAGAAAUUUAAAGUUGACUAAUUUCGAUGAAACUAGCAUCAUUGAAAUUAGUGACGAUGAAAUUAGUGACUAUGGAAUUAGUGACUAUGGAAUUAAUGACGAUGGAAUUAGUGACGAUGAAAUUAGUGACAAUGAAAUUAAUGAUAAUGAAAUUAUAGGUAUUAAAUUUAGCAAUUUUCAGAGGGAAUGUAAAGCAGAAAUAGAAAUUAUGAGGGGCGAGAAGAUUGAUAAUAGCAAUACUUCUUUUCACGAUAUCCUGACAAAGAGUAUAAGUCAAUUAGCAAUAUAUGCAAGGAAUAAAAAUAUAGUACAGGCCUUGAAAUCAGAUGAUUAUAAAACAAAAUUUCCAAUAUAUGCUAGUGUCAUAAAUGGUCGAUUUAGGAGGGGCAUAGAAAGAAAAAAGUUACUGGAACAAGGCAAUAUGUUUUUGCAGUCUCUCUUCGAAAGCCGUCUUGGAUUAUCAACUUAUUGUACUGAAAACAUAUUGAGUUACCUAAGUGGUGAAGAUUUAAGAAAUUUAAUAGAUGCUUGUAAGCCUUUGAAUAGCCCUAAUACCUACAUUUGCGAUAGAAUAGCUACUUCUAGAAGUAGCAAAAUUUCUAGAUACUAACUAGAAGUUUAACGUCAAUAUUUAGUGAAAAAUUCGUGUUAACCUGUGUAAUGUUUAUCUCUGCAAAAUCGCUAUUGACAUGGCAAAGAAUACUACUACCUCGAUAAGGUACCAAAUAGCAGAGAAUAUAAGAAGCUGGAUAUUAAAACGGAAAUACACUGUAAAUAAAAUACACUUUAGCAAAUAAAACAGGUAUAGGAUACUAUACGCUGUUAAGCCACAUGCAUUGUUCAACCUGGCUCCUCAGUGUAUUUCUUGGCCUUCGAGUGAUGAAGCUCAACUUACAAUGCGUAAAUUUGAAGAAAAUAAUGGUUUUGUAUGAACGAUUGGCGCUAUAGACGGAACGUACAUUAAAAUUGAAGUACCUAAAGAAAAUUCUAAAGAUUAUAUAAAUCGAAAAGGAUACCAUUCCAUUCAA
Osmia bicornis bicornis is the source of this 3086-nucleotide messenger RNA. Its product is annotated as ankyrin-1-like. The record is from RefSeq and is a predicted model, not a curated record. Gene Ontology annotation, molecular function: protein binding. Bases 92 to 2668 code for a protein of 858 amino acids. The transcript has 2 exons. NCBI's taxonomy places the organism in Eukaryota, Metazoa, Arthropoda, Insecta, Hymenoptera, Megachilidae.